CUUAUUUAGGUUGCGCAGGCGCCCCCUAGCCACUUCUGGUCAGCCGCGCUCAGGUCGCGUUUCCUGUGUCCCCGACGCCGGCGCUCCGCGAGACACGAUGAUGCUGGGCACGGAAGGCGGCGAGGGCUUCGUGGUGAAGGUGCGCGGCCUGCCCUGGUCCUGCUCCGCCGAGGAGGUGCAGCGCUUCUUCUCGGAAUGCAAAAUUCAAAAUGGGGCUCAAGGUAUUCGUUUCAUCUACACCAGAGAAGGCAGACCAAGUGGCGAGGCUUUUGUUGAACUUGAAUCAGAAGAUGAAGUCAAGUUGGCCCUGAAAAAAGACAGAGAAACUAUGGGACACAGAUAUGUUGAAGUAUUCAAGUCAAACAACGUUGAAAUGGAUUGGGUGUUGAAGCAUACUGGUCCAAAUAGUCCUGACACGGCCAAUGAUGGCUUUGUGCGUCUUAGAGGACUCCCCUUUGGAUGUAGCAAGGAAGAGAUUGUUCAGUUCUUCUCAGGGUUGGAAAUCGUGCCAAAUGGGAUAACAUUGCCGGUGGACUUCCAGGGGAGGAGUACGGGGGAGGCCUUCGUGCAGUUUGCUUCACAGGAAAUAGCUGAAAAGGCUCUAAAGAAACACAAGGAAAGAAUAGGGCACAGGUAUAUCGAGAUCUUUAAGAGCAGUCGAGCUGAAGUUAGAACUCACUAUGAUCCUCCGAGGAAGCUCAUGGCCAUGCAGAGGCCGGGCCCCUAUGACAGGCCUGGGGCCGGCAGAGGGUAUAACAGUAUCGGCAGAGGGGCUGGCUUUGAAAGGAUGAGACGUGGCGCCUACGGCGGAGGCUAUGGAGGCUAUGAUGAUUAUAAUGGCUAUAACGAUGGCUAUGGAUUUGGGUCGGAUAGAUUUGGAAGAGACCUCAAUUAUUGUUUUUCAGGAAUGUCUGAUCACAGAUACGGGGAUGGCAGCUCUACUUUCCAGAGCACAACGGGACACUGUGUACACAUGCGUGGAUUACCUUACAGAGCCACCGAGAAUGACAUUUACAACUUUUUUUCACCGCUCAAUCCUGUGAGAGUACACAUUGAAAUUGGUCCUGAUGGCAGAGUGACUGGAGAGGCAGAUGUUGAGUUUGCUACUCAUGAAGAUGCCGUGGCAGCUAUGUCAAAAGACAAAGCAAAUAUGCAGCACAGAUACGUAGAGCUCUUCUUGAAUUCUACAGCAGGAGCAAGCGGUGGUGCUUACGGUAGCCAAAUACUAGGAGGCAUGGAGCACAGAUACGUAGAGCUCUUCUUGAAUUCUACAGCAGGAGCAAGCGGUGGUGCUUAUGGUAGCCAGAUGAUGGGAGGCAUGGGCUUGUCGAACCAGUCCAGUUAUGGAGGCCCGGCCAGCCAGCAGCUGAGCGGCGGCUACGGAGGCGGCUACGGUGGCCAGAGCAGCAUGAGUGGAUACGGUGGCCAAGGAGCCGGGGGCAGCAGCUGCUACAGCAGUGGAAGCCGCGUGGCCGUGGGAGUGAACGGAAUGGGGGGGGUGUCGGGCAUGUCCAGUGUGAGCGGGGGGUGGGGGGUGUAAGGGCUCCUGGUCACUGCCUCCUGGGCAACUUUUUUUUAAAGAAAAAACAAAAACUUCAGUUGAACAGUUUGGCAAUACAAGCUUGUAACUUAUGCUUACUCUAAGUGGAAAUCAGGAUUGUUUUAAAGACUUCAGGUUCAGUAUUUUUGAACACGAAAUUCAUCUAGGAUGUUAACAACAAAGAUUGAGUAAACUAUAACUGUUGAACAAUUUUCAGCAUUUCUCAAGUUAGUUUUGUUGUAGGAUGUACUUAAAGCAGUAGCGUAUUUAGGUUAAAGCAGUUCAAUUAUGUUAAAUGUUGCUCUUAUACCUACACAUGACAUUGAGCACUGUUUGGGUACAUGUUGAAAGACAUGCUUUUUUGUAAAAGUCAAAAAUAUAGGAGCUGUGUCUACAAUUAAAAGUGAAACAUUUGGCAUGUUCGUUAAUUACUAGUUUCAUUUAAUCUGUAAGGCACGUAAGUUUAAGCUUUUUUAAGUUAAUGGGGAAAAUUGAGACGCAAUACCAGUACUUUAGGAUUUCUGGUCUUGGUGUUUGUAUGAAAUUCUGAGGCCUUGAUUUAAAUCUCAUUGUAUCGUGAUUUCCUUUUAGGUGUAUUGCGCUAAGUGAAAACUGUCAAAUAAAUCUUCCUUUUAAAAACUGC
Molecule: messenger RNA, 2183 nt
Organism: Choloepus didactylus (southern two-toed sloth)
Lineage: Eukaryota; Metazoa; Chordata; Mammalia; Pilosa; Megalonychidae
Gene: HNRNPH1
Product: heterogeneous nuclear ribonucleoprotein H1
Exons: 13
Coding region: 98-1540 (480 amino acids)
Biological process (GO): regulation of RNA splicing
Cellular component (GO): nucleoplasm; ribonucleoprotein complex
Molecular function (GO): RNA binding
Source: RefSeq, a predicted model, not a curated record